Molecule: messenger RNA, 1629 nt
Organism: Triticum dicoccoides
Lineage: Eukaryota; Viridiplantae; Streptophyta; Magnoliopsida; Poales; Poaceae
Exons: 3
Coding region: 1-1629 (542 amino acids)
Molecular function (GO): protein dimerization activity
Source: RefSeq, a predicted model, not a curated record
AUGUUGAAGGUCCAAAAGGAGGCAUGGGUUGCUACUGGAUGCUCUAUAAUGACUGAUGCUUGGACAGAUCGUCGAGGAAGGAGCUUAAUGAAUUUGGUUGCCCAUUCUUCCAGAGGCGUGUGUUUCCUCCGUGCCAUUGAAGCUUCAAUGGAGGUUCACGAUGCCAAGUUCAUCUUCAGCUUGGUCAUGUCUUGCAUUUCUGAAAUUGGUGCUGAAAAGAUUGUUCAAGUAGUCACGGACAAUGCAAGUAACAAUAUUGCAGCAGCCAAAUUACUUAAGCAGAAGCAUCCUCAAAUAUUCUGGACCUCAUGUGCGGCCCACACAAUCAACCUAAUGCUCCAAGACAUUGGAAAUAUACCCAUAGUCAGCUCAACAAUUACCAAUGGUAAGACCAUCACAAAUUUCUUUUAUGCACACACUAGAUUGUUGGCUAUUCUUCGCAAGUAUGCCAAAGGUGAUUUAGUCAGAGCUGGUGCUACUCGAUUUGCAAGUCACUACUUGAACUUGAAGAGUUUGUAUGGGAAGAGGAAGCAGCUGAAGCUAAUGUUUGCAUCAAAUGAUUGGGCUGGCGGUAGUUAUGCUAAGAAGCCAUUGGGCAAACGUGUGUACAAGCUCGUAAUGGACAAUAAGUUUUGGGCCAAGAUAAACCUGCUAGUGAAUUAUUUUGAGCCACUUGCCAAUGUGCUUAGGCGGGUUGAUGGAGACACUCCAGCCAUGGGGUUCUUAUAUGGUGAUCUUCUCCAAGCAAAGCAGGAAAUAGCAGUCCGGCUCAACCAUGUUGAGAAAAAAUAUGGUCCUAUUUGGGAGAUCAUAGAUAGAAGGUGGGAUAACAAGAUGAAAACAGCGCUACACAAAGCUGGUUAUUUUUUGAACCCUUUCUUCUACUAUGAUAGACAGAGUGAAAUGGCUGAAGAAGAUUUCAUGGAAGCAGUCAUAGAGUGUGCAUCUGUUAUGUACAAAAAUAACAUAGAGGUGCAAGACAAUAUUGUCUCCCAGCUUAGUUAUUAUACUGAAGCCAUAGAUUCAUUUGGAACUGACAUGGCCAUUAGACAACGCAAAGUAGCAACUAUCACUCCUGCAAGAUGGUGGACCGUGCAUGGAACUUCUGCAAAGGACUUGAAGAAGAUGGCUAUUAGAAUCUUGAGCUUAACUUGUAGUUCUUCGGCAUGUGAAAGAAAUUGGUCUGCAUUUGAGAGGGUACAUUCAAAGAAGAGGACCAGACUAGGCCAGAAGAAGUUGAAUGAUCUUGUUUAUGUGAUGUUCAACAAGAGGCUGGACUCGAAGUACUCUGAGAGGGAAAGGGACCCACUGCUUGCAAAAUACAUUGAAGAUGAUCCACCAAAUGAGUGGAUGUUGGAUGAAGAGCUACUACAAGAUGAUGAGUCAUCUGAAGAUGAAGCUGAAAUUGACAUCAAUUCAAAGGGGAAACAAAAAUCUGUAGCUUCAAGAACUAGAGGCAAAAGAGCUCGUACAAAUCAAGAUGUCGAAGAUGAGGAGGAAGAGGAGGAAGUGGCAGAAGAAGAGGAAAUGGAAGAAGAGGAUGAGAACCAAGAAGCUGAGGAGGACAAUGAUGAAGACCAAGAAGUGGACAUCGAUCUGACUGUUGAAGAUGAAGAGGAUGAUGAAUGA